This is a messenger RNA of Gymnodraco acuticeps, 5322 nucleotides long. RefSeq names its product AP-2 complex subunit beta. Gene Ontology annotation, molecular function: clathrin binding. Lineage: Eukaryota; Metazoa; Chordata; Actinopteri; Perciformes; Bathydraconidae. Gene Ontology annotation, biological process: vesicle-mediated transport; intracellular protein transport. Bases 147 to 3035 code for a protein of 962 amino acids. The transcript has 22 exons. The record is from RefSeq and is a predicted model, not a curated record. Gene Ontology annotation, cellular component: membrane coat; clathrin adaptor complex.
GUCCAGAUUCCGGUGACAGUGAACGCACCAUCACACUCCCGAUUCUCCAUCUUCCUCCAACCGGGCAAGGGACCAACCUGCGUCUUGCACCCACCGUAACAUUCCCCUCUUACAAACACUCAACAAGAUUUUAAAGGACCACAAUCAUGACGGACUCCAAAUAUUUCACAACAAACAAAAAAGGGGAGAUCUUUGAACUGAAGGCAGAGCUGAACAAUGAGAAGAAGGAGAAGAGAAAAGAGGCAGUAAAGAAGGUCAUCGCUGCCAUGACUGUUGGGAAGGAUGUCAGUUCUUUGUUCCCAGAUGUGGUGAACUGCAUGCAGACCGACAACCUGGAGCUGAAGAAGCUGGUGUACCUCUACCUGAUGAACUAUGCCAAGAGCCAGCCGGACAUGGCCAUCAUGGCCGUCAACAGCUUCGUCAAGGACUGUGAGGACCCCAACCCUCUGAUCCGCGCUCUGGCCGUCCGCACCAUGGGCUGCAUCCGUGUGGACAAGAUCACCGAGUAUCUGUGUGAGCCGCUCAGGAAGUGCCUGAAGGACGAGGACCCGUACGUGAGGAAGACGGCGGCCGUCUGCGUGGCCAAACUGCAUGACAUCAACGCCCAGAUGGUGGAGGACCAGGGCUUCCUGGACUCCCUGAGGGACCUCAUCGCAGACUCAAAUCCCAUGGUGGUGGCCAAUGCAGUGGCUGCCCUGUCUGAGAUCAGCGAGUCUCACCCCAACAGCAACCUGCUGGACCUGAACCCUCAGAACAUCAACAAGCUGCUGACCGCGCUCAACGAGUGCACCGAGUGGGGACAGAUCUUCAUCCUCGACUGCCUGUCCAACUACAACCCCAAGGACGAGCGCGAGGCCCAAAGCAUCUGUGAGCGUGUCACCCCCCGGCUGUCUCAUGCCAACUCAGCCGUGGUGCUGUCGGCUGUGAAGGUGCUGAUGAAGUUCUUGGAGCUGCUGCCCAAAGACUCGGAUUACUACAACACGCUGCUGAAGAAGCUGUCCCCCCCGCUGGUCACCCUGCUGUCCGGAGAGCCGGAGGUCCAGUACGUGGCUCUGAGGAACAUCAACCUCAUCGUCCAGAAAAGGCCUGAGAUCCUGAAGCAGGAGAUCAAGGUUUUCUUUGUGAAGUACAACGACCCCAUCUAUGUGAAGCUGGAGAAACUGGACAUCAUGAUCCGCCUGGCCUCCCAGGCCAACAUUGCCCAGGUGCUGGCCGAGCUGAAGGAAUAUGCCACAGAGGUCGAUGUCGACUUUGUGCGCAAGGCGGUCCGAGCCAUCGGACGCUGUGCCAUCAAAGUGGAGCAAUCAGCAGAGCGCUGUGUCAGCACUCUGCUGGACCUGAUCCAGACCAAAGUCAACUACGUGGUCCAGGAGGCCAUCGUGGUCAUCAGGGACAUCUUCCGCAAGUACCCCAACAAGUAUGAGAGCAUCAUUGCCACGCUGUGUGAGAACCUCGACUCUCUGGAUGAGCCCGACGCUCGCGCUGCGAUGAUCUGGAUCGUAGGCGAGUACGCCGAGAGGAUCGACAACGCUGACGAGCUGCUGGAGAGCUUCCUGGAGGGCUUCCACGACGAGAGCACCCAGGUCCAGCUCACUCUGCUGACUGCCAUCGUGAAGCUGUUCCUGAAGAAGCCGUCAGAGACUCAGGAGCUGGUGCAGCAGGUCCUCAGCCUGGCCACUCAGGACUCUGAUAACCCCGACCUGCGUGACCGAGGCUACAUCUACUGGCGCCUGCUGUCCACCGACCCUGUGACCGCGAAGGAGGUGGUGCUGUCGGAGAAGCCUCUGAUCUCCGAGGAGACGGACCUGAUCGAGCCGACCCUCCUCGACGAGCUCAUCUGCCACAUCGGAUCCCUGGCCUCCGUCUACCACAAGCCCCCCAGUGCCUUCGUGGAGGGAAGCCACGGCGUCCACAGGAAACACCUCCCUGUGCAGAACAGCAGCGGUGCUGCUGUAUUCUCCUCCGGCAGCAUUGAGACAGGCGAGAGCCCGGUCAGCGGGGGUCCGGCUGCGGCCAUGGAGCAGCCGAGUGUGAUCCCCAGCCAGGGGGACCUGCUGGGGGACCUGCUCAACCUGGACCUGGGCCCUCCGGUCAACGUGCCCCAGGUCUCCUCCAUGCAGAUGGGCGCCGUGGAUCUCCUGGGAGGAGGCCUCGACAGUUUGCUGGGGGGAGACCUGGGCGGAGGUGUUGGGGGAAGUCCAGCAGUGGGACAGAACUUCAUCCCCUCAUCUGUCCCCAGUACUUUUGCUCCGUCACCUACUCCCGCUCCUCAAGCCGUCAGCAGCGGCCUCAACGACUUGUUUGAGCUUUCCACCGGCAUGGCCAACACCACCGGAGGAUUCAUCUCCCCAAAAGUAAUUUGGCUGCCGGCAGUGAAAGCAAAGGGUCUGGAGAUCUCGGGAACUUUCUCUCGCCGCCAGGGUCACAUGUACAUGGACAUGACCUUCACCAACAAAGCCCUGCAGCACAUGACCGACUUCGCUGUCCAGUUCAACAAGAACAGUUUCGGGAUGAUUCCUACCAGUCCGCUGCCAGUUCACACUCCACUGAUGCCCAGCCAGACUAUCGAGGUCUCUUUGCCCAUCAACACCAUUGGCCCGGUCAUGAAGAUGGACCCACUCAAUAAUCUGCAGGUGGCUGUGAAGAACAGCAUCGAUGUCUUCUACUUCAGCGUACUCAUCCCUCUCAACAUAUUCUUCGUUGAGGACGGAAAAAUGGAGCGACAGGUGUUCCUGGCGACCUGGAAAGACAUCCCCAACGAGAACGAGCUACAGUACCAGAUAAAGGAGUGCCAUCUUAAUGCAGACUCAGUUUCAGGGAAGCUGCAGAAUAAUAACAUCUUCACCAUCGCCAAGAGAAACGUAGAAGGCCAGGACAUGCUGUACCAGUCUCUGAAGCUCACCAACGGCAUCUGGAUCCUGGCCGAGCUCCGCAUUCAGCCCGGAAACCCUAACUACACGCUGUCUCUGAAGUGUCGGGCCCCGGAGGUUUCUCAGUACGUGUACCUGACGUACGACUCUGUGCUGAAGAGCUAAUUUAGCUCCAACUCUUGACAACUCUGCUUCGUAUUUACAACAAUCUGCAGUGUUUUAUCAUUUUCUGCCAUAUGCAGCUAACUGCCAAAGCAAAGGGCUCUAAACAGUGAUAGAACGUCAUUUGGAUUAUUAGUUGUAUUCUUCCUCUGAGAAAUCAACUAGGCACAUUUCAAUGAGAAACCAUAUGGUGGUUUAUGUUGUCCUGAAGUCAAACACUGUUUACGUCUCUUUGCUUUGGCAGUUUGAAAAGCAUUAUUGAAUCUUCUUCUUCAGCUCCCCAUUUCUAUGUUUACCUCCCAGUGAAAACACGUCUACCAUUCCAUCCUUAAUUGAGUUUCUUAAUGUUGUGAAGAUGUGACUGAUGGUUAACUGCCAUGAGUGGAAAUACUAAUCUCCCCAGAUUCUAUGAAGCCAAUUAUCUUUUAUUUUGCACGCUGUAUGGCUCACAUUCCUUUUGAUUCUUUUAUAUUGCUUCGGUUGCACCUACAGAAUGAUAAGUGUUGUUCCUUUUGCCAUUAAUGUGUAUGAAGAGUGGAAAGCAUCAAUGUGAUCUUACAAUAACUUCUGCAGACAUGCUUAAUUAACAAAACAUACAUCACAUUACGCAGCAUAUGUACCUCUGUUCUCAGUCUAGCAUUGGUUUAGAUGUCUCACUCGUGCUACUCUGAGAACCGGGGUUACACAAGUAACCUCACGUUUUCCUUUCAUGGCUUUAACACAGCUUCUUGUAUUUCAUGGGGUUACAUCUAUAUAUAUCGGCAGUUUGAAACAUUGUACAGUAAUUGAAACACUUCAAAAUGCAUUCCAAAAAGUUGGAAAAGGAAAAUGCAGAGCGGAGAUAAGUAAGAGCUCCAGUAACUCUAAUGAAACCAAAUCCAGGCAUUUCUUCGCUUCUUCCAAUCUAAGAAUUAUCACCUCAAGUUUUUCUUUCCUGCCGUUUGUGGUUAAUCUGGCAGAGCGAAAGAGAUGGAUACCGCAGGGGAUAAAACACAGAAGCAGGUCGUUCCGAGGUCUUUAUUGCAAUCGCUUUUCCAUGAGCCUUCAGUCUGUAUUAACACUCCUUUCUCACCUCAGCUGCACAUAGACGUUGUUGUUUUUUAAAGCUUUUUCUUAUUUUUUUGAUGUUUUAAUAGUUCAAGUCAUAUAAUGCAGAUUGACCGAUGCAUCAAAAUGCAAAUAAAUGUGAAAUCAACUUAAAUUCCGCCAAAAUAGAACAUUUUUAUGAAAUUAAAAAGUAUUGUAAAAGAAACAAAACUCAUAGUGAGGAACACAAACCCCCUUCUUUAACAUUUGUUAAAACUUGUUUUCAAAUAUCCAGGUUGCUGUUAAGUUUGAACUUGAAAAUCUUCCCCCAUUUGAACCACUCCACAAACCACAGCAGCUACGGAUUAACACACCAGUGCCACUCUGUUUUAAAAAGUAUUUGACAUAACUCUUCUUGUUAUAGCCCCGUUAACUGCAACCACAUAGUUGUACACGGCUUAAUGCACCUCUUUGUCAUUCCUAUUUAUUGUGCAUCUACCUCUGUGUGUUUUCCUUUUUAACCGGCGUUAUUGUUGCAGUAGCUUCAAUUCUGUAAAGUGCUUUAAAUGUCAUCUUUCGAUUCCAGUGUUUUUUUUUUGUGUGUUCUUCAUGCCAUUGUUGUCGAGCUAUUUUAAACCUGUGGCAACACAGCCGCACUAAUCUCACAGGACCAAGCAUUCACGCAAAUUAAAUGCCACGUCUAUGUUUUAAUACCCAAGUGUCCAUAUAAUCUUCUAAUGUUGGCUUUUUGUGUGCUUUAGAGGGUGCAAACUGUACGCCCUGAGGCCCAGAGUUGCGCUAGUACAGUGUAGUCCAGUGAUGGUGUAGUUAAUGUAGCUAAUCAAUUAAAAAUGUUUUGGUAUUACCCUGAAAAGGAAAUUAAGCCUUCCCUCUAUCCAUUGAUCAGAACAUUUUCAGUGUAAUGAAUGUGUCGGUGAACCUAUUUUCCUACAUGGUAACAUGUUUAUGUGCCUGCAUGAGCCCACUGUCCUUUUGAUCCUUUUUCAUUUAGGAUGUGGCUUUGCUCCCAACUCCCAACUUCAUGUCUCGGUUGUAGAUCUCAUAUUUUUAAGCCCCAUUGUCUUCAGCACUCCCACUUUAAGAAGUAUAUCAAAAACGUUUGCCAGCAAUAGAGACUGUAUGGUGACGGCUAUAAUGGCGUCUUAUAUAAAUGGAAAAUGUCUAGAAUUAUUGCUGUAACCCUGUUGUAAAUGGUGUUUUUGUCACACUACCACAUCUUAUGUCAUUAAAAUGUCAAAACAAA